This is a messenger RNA of Anguilla rostrata (American eel), 5180 nucleotides long. RefSeq lists its product as uncharacterized. The record is from RefSeq and is a predicted model, not a curated record. The transcript has 5 exons. Gene Ontology annotation, cellular component: external side of plasma membrane. Lineage: Eukaryota; Metazoa; Chordata; Actinopteri; Anguilliformes; Anguillidae. Gene Ontology annotation, biological process: cell surface receptor signaling pathway; positive regulation of T cell proliferation; cellular response to lipopolysaccharide. The coding region runs from base 380 to 1099 and encodes 239 amino acids.
AUCCAACUUCCCUCUCCUAGCCCAGCUGGCAGUAUCUCCAGUCUACUCUGUCCGCAUCUUUGUGAGCUUUGGCCAUUCCCUCACUCUUCCCUGCCAUGGAGCCCCCAGCAGGGAUGUGGAGUGGCGGUUUCAGCAGUAUGAGUUUCCUGACUGGCUGCAUGUGGCCGAACUCUACACCGGAGCCUUUUUUUCUGGAGACGGCUUCCGGGGACGGGUGGAAUCCUUCUACCUAACAGAGCCGGGAAACUACAGCCUCACCCUCAGUCCCGUGGUGUACAGUGACCUCGGCAUUUACAAAUGCCAGUACAAGGAUGAGGCUGAGAUCCCUCUCUCAGAUGUGAAACUAGAAAUUAGAGUCCCAUCAAAUGUUUCCAUAGCGAUGGGAAUGCCCGCCAGUCUUCCUUGCUUUGGGAAAAUUAACACACAAGCACGUGCUGAUGAUCUGGAUAUCCUCUGGAUGAGAGGCGGAGAGAACGUUUACCAGCUCCAUAAAAACACCAUCACAUAUGGGCCCAGGUUCGAGAACAGAACUUCACUUUCCCCAGAACAAGCCCUCUAUGGAAACAUGUCUUUAACCAUCAGACAGGCAUGGUUUUCAGAUGAAGGCGACUACCAUUGCUUCUACAGUAGUCCAAAAGAGAGUGGGAAUCCAGAUUCUGCCAGUCUCUUUGUUACAGGCCACCCAACCCAGAACCUUACAGUGAAGGCCGGUGGUUUGCUCUCCAUACCGCUCUAUGCCGCAGACCCAGUGAGGGUAACAUUCAGUGCAGGCCUUGGUUCAGAUGAGGUGCUGAUAUUCAAUGCAAAUAAAGGCCCAGCCAGGUAUGGGGAGCGUUGUGCUCAGAGAUGUGAGCUUCUGGCCCAGAACUACACCCUUUUGCUGAGGAGUGUGACACUGGAGGAUGCCGGAGUCUACAAGGUGACCGAUCCCGAGACUAAGAAGACUAUUGGCUCAGUCUCUCUGCACGUCUCAGCCCCUCCUCUCUCUACUGGAGCAGUGGCUGGGAUAGUUCUGGGAGUGCUGGUGGUGGUGCUGCUGGCGUUGGGGCCUUUGCUUUCUGGAAGUACCGCAAAGAACAAAAGCGAGCAGAGCCUGUAGUCCGUUACCAAGCAGCCACCUAUCUAGACAAAAAAUGCAAAAAAAGAUACCUCGGUACCAAAAUAGAAAUCCCAGGUGUAAAAGCCAAACUCUCCCUCUGACACCAAUAAACACCUCCUCCAAUAAACCAAAAACCAACCUGGCACAGUUUGAGAGGAGGAGAAUGAAAUUUACUAGUUCAUUUUAAAUAUGCUUUGAAUUGACAUGAUUCUCAAUAAAUACAUUGAAAGAGUAUUUCUGGAAAAAAUACAAUAAACUGAUAUAAAAAUGCAAUAUUUUUAAUAUAAUACAUAUAAAAACAAAAUUAAUCUCAAAACAGUGCCAAAGAUCCAGUUGCCAAAGAUCCAUCAGAAUUGCACUGUUGGGUCAAUCAGUUGCCACUUUGACAAAUUAGACUUUUUGUAACCAGCUCUAAACUUUAAAGUUGUUUUGAGUUUCAAUCAGCACGUUUCAUGGAAGCUACUAAGCUAGUUUUCCAACCCCUUAAAUAAUGCUUUAGGUCUUCUGCAAUCAACAUGACAGUGAAGGAUGGUCUCCACCAUUCCACAAAAAGGACAAUGACCAAAACCUUUUGGAUUAAUCACAGAAUUAAAACAUUAACAGCAAUAGUACCAUGUAGGAUUCUCCACUGGAGAUCACCUGAUGUUCUUCUGACGGGCUUUAUAAAAAAAAUAAACACUAAAAAAAACAUAAGCCAGUCAUAUUUCAAAUUAAAAUGCAAAUCUGAAAUUGCAUUUCAUUUUCAUUUGAUGUGCACAAAAAAAAUCAAGACAUCGUUAAAAUACAAAUGCAACAGCCUAGUUUGCGUUUUCACUGUUAACUUAAUGUAGGGAUUAUGCUUCCAUACCACACUGGUUUAACAUUACCUGGAUGUAGGUUUUCCUCUCAGUGUCUCUUCUUCAAUUUAAUUAACCGUUUGAAGCCUUUACACAACAUCUUUUCAGUGCCUUACUGUUCAGUAUGUACAGAUCUGGAUUUUUUACACUCUUACAUUCGAGUGCAGGUCCCGCUAGACCAUCUAAGUCUGAAGUAAAACCAGGUUCAGGAAAGGGCUCAUCCUUAAUAGUUCCUGCAGUUCAGUUCUCAUCAAACGUCCUGGUUUUUGGUCCAAGGCCUCACUGAAUUAAAGUGAAAUUAAGAAACCUUCCAGUUUAAGCAAAUGCAGUGUUACGUCUCGCUUUGUCCGGCUCGUUUAUAAUAAACGCUCGAACCAAACACAAAGAGAAGCAACCUCCUCACCUCCUCAGGAGAGACAAACCAUAUGACACAGGACACCAUAUCGGGGGCUGGAGACCCUGCAUGCCUAACAUUUCACUUUACUUUUAGUUUGAAUGCAAUCUUCAGGUAGGUCAGUCCUUGCCAUAAAUUAGUCUUACCCCAUUUCCCUUCUCUCCUAAACCUUAACCCAGCAUCACCCAAUCAGGGCAAACAUCCUCAAGCCAUGCUGGGUUAGGUAUUUUAGGAAAAAGUUGGUGUGUUGCGUUUGGUUUCGGAGCCUGAAAGAAGAAGAGUUUUCCUCUUUUUAUUUUGGUGGUGGUUCCUUGGUUGCGUGUUUUUAGUUGGUUUCCUUGUAGCGCUUAUACUGGAAGUGGGUGAUACUUUGGCAAGGUCUGACAAUCCGUUUCUCUCUCUCUCUCUCUCUUUCUCUCUCUCUCUCUAUUUCCUGGUAUUUCUAGAUUAGUUGUUUAAUGUUUUGCUGUAUGUCUUCUGUUGUGUAAUUUAGAAGUGGUGAGCCUGCAUUCAAUAAAUGUAUGUUUUCAAUUCAUUAAUAUAAUUGACUGCUUCUUAUUGAAUUCAAUUAUUUAAUCUGAAAACCUGAUAUACAGCUUGUUUUGACUUGGUUGAUUCCACCAGUUUUCUGUAGACUGACCUAUCAAAGAAUUAGGCGAUUUAAUUGAUCAUUCUAAUUUUAAACAUAAUUUUUAAAUUAAAUCUAAUAAAAUAUAUUUUACAUGUAGGUUAAGUGAGGGGUUCUAGCAUGCAAUAUCACUUGGUUCAGUAUUCAGAGUGCUGAACAUUUUAACAAGGACAUUGACUGUUGGAACCGCUGGAUUCAAGAAAUAAACAUAUUUUUAAUUAAUCCUUGUUGUCGGACAGACAUUAGGCCUAAUUACUGAUUAUGUGGUGAAGUUGCUGAAACAGCUGGACUGUAGCUCUGAAUGUGCUUCAGUGGAUGCGUUAACACUUGAUUUUGCAUCUUUAUACGGCCAAAGAACAGGGCAAAAGUACAUUGUGUUUUAUAAAGGCAGAUAUUCCCAUUUUCAGAUUACAACCCUAACCCUAACCCAGAUCUCAACAAAAUAAUUUCUCCUGGUUCUGUGAGCCCAACAGCUUUCGAUGUCUGAUAUUUGUGUUGUUUAUGAAUCAUAACUACACAGCCAUUUCGUAGCAUUGCGAGAUUCAAGAAAAAGCGUUCAAUUUGAACGAAAAGCUGAAGAAGAGAUGUCUGCUCCAGCUAGCUUGGCAGGCGUGUAGCCACAUGUUGGCAUCGGCCUGUCCCGAUCACAGGUCUCCCCAAUCAAAUGGCAGAAAAAAAAUGUUAUAUUGUAUUUUGGUCAAUUAAAACUCUGGAACAUCAAAAAAAAAAAAGUUACUGCGCGCCAGUAAGUUUGUAAUCUAAAUAAGUAAUCUAAAUGAAGAAGCACAUUCCGAGUUAGUUUGUGAAUUGUUACAUUACAUCACAUUACAUUCAUUUGGCAGACACUUUUAUCCAAAGCGAUGUACAAAAAGUGCAUUUCAUGGUCAUAGACAACUGCUAAACACAGGUUCAGUAAGGUACAAUACUUAUUUUGUACAGCUAUUUCUAGCCAAGAACACAGUUCACACAGUGAACACUAUUCUGACCUAACCUCUACAAAACAAACUAGGCAGAAGAAUAAGCUACAGUAUUAGGACAAAUACAAAUUACGAAAAAGUGCUGGGAUGGGGCAACAUGUAACAAGUGACAUGAAGGGGAGGGGGGGGGGGUUAUUUUUUAUUUUUUAAAGAGUGAAAUAUACAGCGUGGUGGUUAGUCUAGGUAUAGUCUGAAGAGAUGAGUCUUCAGGCCACAGCGGAAGAUGGGUAGUGAGGGGGAGGUUCGGAGAGGGACGGGGAGUUCGUUCCACCACUGGGGAGCUAGGGUGGAGAAGCUCUGUGAUCCCUUUGGUCGGGUGGGAGGGGUUACAAGGCGCCCUGCUGCCGCAGAGCGGAGUGGUUGAGCAGGCACAUAGAAUUGAGUCAUGUCCUGCAAGUAGAUGGGGGAUGUCCUGUUGGCAGCAGUGUAGGCAAGGGUCAGGGCUUUGAACCGGAUCCUGGCGGCUACCGGUAGCCAGUGGAGUGAUCGCAGCAGAGGAGUGACGUGGGAGAAUUUGGGGAGGUUGUAGAUGACCUUGAGGUUGUUGUUACCUCCUCUGCAAUAAAGCCAGUCUGCAGGGAUGGCAGUACCAGGAGCAGACAGGGCAACUGCCAGUCUGCAGGGAUUGCAGUACCAGGAGCAGACAGGGCAGCUGCCAGUUUGCAGAGUUGGCAGUACCAGGAGCAGACAGGGCAGCUGCCAGUCUGCAGGGAUUGCAGUACCAGAAGCAGACAGGGCAGCUGCCAGUCUGCAGGGAUGGCAGUACCAGAAGCAGACAGGGCAGCUGCCAGUCUGCAGAGAUGGCAGUACCAGGAGCAGACAGGGCAGCUGCCAGUCUGCAGGGAUGGCAGUACCAGGAGCAGACAGGGCAGAUGCCAGUCUGUCUUUUAAAUAGUCUCCUGGCAGCUGGUCGUCGGUUCAGCUCUCAUCCUCCCCCUCCUGGUCGAGCCCCACCACAUCUGGUUCCACCAUGUCCCCAUUGCUGCUGAUGCAGAGGUUGUGGAGGAAGGCACAUGUGGACACGACCACCGGCACAAAGAUAGACUUCCCCUGGGAUCUCAGUACAAUUUUAUUUAACUGUGUGAUUUAAAAUCAUUUUAAUCCUUCUUAGUUUGAAUGUUACUGUACUUUUAAGUUUCGUGAAUUGCUUGUUUACGAAUCAAGUGCUGCAUCUAUACAUUGUGCUGUCUGUCGGCUUCACACCGGUGAAAAACAUAAACAUAACUGCGUAUGCGCUUUAUGUGAA